GCCUCUUGAGGAUGACCCACCUUCAUGAGCAUUAACGAUCUCGGAGCAGUGCAUGGAAGGUGUGACUCCACCACCGUGCCUGCAAGCACGCUUGCGUAUAUGCGAGACUUGCUGGUUCACCUGGCCCCCUCUUCAAUGGCCUUCAUCCAACCUCAGUACGCACACUUGAGAAGGUUCUUUGCAGCGUGCUCCAACGACUGCGCUUCCACGACAGCCUGGCAAAACGGUCUUGUUGCUAGGAACAACCAGAAAAUAAGGGAGCAAAAUUACCAUCCCGCUGCAAUCAAUACUGUGCGACUGAAUUCUCCUGGUGUAUAUCGGGCAUGCCAAAUCACGGAAAUGCGGUGCCCUAAUUGGGAGGGCACGACCAUUGGAUUUUGUGCACCGCUUGCAAGCCAACGGCGUGAUAUAGUGCCAACUGACGAAUUUGCAACAGAAGUGGCAAAGAGCUCAUUAUCCAACAAUCCUACGGAGAUCAAUAAAGACGCGGAACCAUGGACCAACCAGGGGACGAUGUUUCCACCGGAGGUGGCAAAGUGCCCACCCCAACGAUCAGCUGGGGCUGACUACGACGAGCAAGUGGACAUGGGGAAACGCUACCGAACAAGCUACAGUCCCAAACAAAUUGAGUUACUCGAAAAGACCUACCAAGCAGAGCGCUAUAUCAGCCGUCCACAGCGAAAUAAACUGGCACAGGAGUUAAAACUACCAGAAAAUACCAUCAAGGUUUGGUUCCAAAAUCGAAGAAUGAAAGAGAAACGACAGGCCUUGAUGUUGCCAACCGUUGCUGGUGAGUCGCUUACACGCCUGCGCCCGUCCCUAUGGUGGAUAUCUGCUGCAGCUUUCCUCCUUGUUUUUAUGGUAUAUUUAUUCGGUUUCGAUCCAUACGGUUGGAUAGAAGAAAGAACUUCAACAUGGUUGUAG
Messenger RNA from Dicrocoelium dendriticum, 924 nucleotides. Lineage: Eukaryota; Metazoa; Platyhelminthes; Trematoda; Plagiorchiida; Dicrocoeliidae. The record is from the annotation of a GenBank genome assembly.